CACUAUGCAUUUUGUUCAAUUGGUUGGUAUCCUUUCUGUUGUUGUUGCCUUGGUUCAUGCUGCUCCUGCAGUUGAUAAACGUGAUAUUGAUUUAGGUGUGGGUGCUGAUAUUGAUUUGGACAUUGGUGCUAAUAUUAACAUUGGUCUUGGUGAUAAGGAUCAUGAUGAACAUCGCUACAAACGUGAUCUCAAUUUAGGUGUUGGUGCUGAUAUCAAUUUGGGUGUUGGUGCUAAUAUUAAUGUGGAUCAUGAUGAACACCGUCACCAUGCUUCUACAAAUAACCGUGUUAACAGUGAAAAAGAUUCUUCUGUUGUUGUCUUGGUCAACUCUAAUAACCAAUCUUAAUAACGCAGUUUUACAAAAAAAAAAGAUACACUUUUUUCUCUUUCUUUCUUUUAAAAGCUUGUCUUUUUGUGUUAAUAAAUAUUUCAG
Messenger RNA from Gilbertella persicaria, 433 nucleotides. RefSeq lists its product as uncharacterized. The record is from RefSeq and is a predicted model, not a curated record. The transcript is spliced from 4 exons. The coding region runs from base 5 to 346 and encodes 113 amino acids. NCBI's taxonomy places the organism in Eukaryota, Fungi, Mucoromycota, Mucoromycetes, Mucorales, Choanephoraceae.